Fusarium pseudograminearum CS3096 is the source of this 1890-nucleotide messenger RNA. RefSeq lists its product as uncharacterized. Gene Ontology annotation, cellular component: nucleus. The coding region runs from base 1 to 1890 and encodes 629 amino acids. The transcript has 3 exons. The record is from RefSeq and is a predicted model, not a curated record. Gene Ontology annotation, biological process: regulation of DNA-templated transcription; DNA-templated transcription. Gene Ontology annotation, molecular function: DNA-binding transcription factor activity, RNA polymerase II-specific; DNA binding; zinc ion binding. NCBI's taxonomy places the organism in Eukaryota, Fungi, Ascomycota, Sordariomycetes, Hypocreales, Nectriaceae.
AUGGAUCAACUAGGCCCAAGCAGCACCGGCUCAUCCAACCGAGUUCAACCUCCAAGGCGUCGGCCCAGAAAGCCUCUCAACUGUGAUCCCUGCAGACACUCAAAGCUCAAAUGCGACCGACAACUGCCCUGCAACACGUGUUUGAAGCGAGGAUGGCAAGACUCAUGCGCAUACGGAUCUAAUUUUACUGGACCAAAGGGUAGAAGAAAGACUAGAACUUCCAAUAUCGAACCUACAGUUCAAGUUGCCGAGCCUCAGUUUGACACCAUCAUACCUCAGGCUCGGCCACAAAUUCAAGUUCAGCAUCAAGAGGCUGCUUCAUCCCCGAAUCGAACUCCGGAGCCGAUACAGGAUCGAUGGGAUAAUAUCCUUCAAAGACCUCGUGUGGAGAGAUGUCCUACCGGACCUGACGCGCAGAGACCGACUGUUACUCUCUCUCUUGGUCCAACCGUCCCGAUCGAAGAGCUGUUGGCUUUGCUUCCUCCUGCUUCAAUAACCGAAUACUUGGUAGUUCGUUACUUUGGCACACUAUCGUCAAUAUUUCACAUUAUACACGGUCCAACCUUUCAAAAACAGUUCUUGGCAUUCAUUGAAGCCCCAGAAAAGACGAGCUUAUCGUGGUUAGCACUGCUCUUCGCCAUUCUUUCGCUCACUCUCGAGACCCUCAGACCCGACGAUGCUGGCUUGAACCUUUUAUGGAAGGACCCUAACGUCCCUCGAGACCUGCGAGCGUUAUCACAAAAGUUUCGCAACGCAGCCAUGAUGUCGCUUUCACAAGAUCAGUUCCUCGUUCGUCACGAUCUCGAUACCCUCGAAGCACUUUUGAUACUGGUAUACAUGAUUUCCCACAACGAGGGACCAGAAUACGCAUGGGCACUUCUUGGGACUGCUUUGAACAUUGCUACCGCUCUCAGAUGCCAUGCAGGUGCCCCAAUAUCGAAUCGAAUUGAGCGAGAGCGACAUCGGCGUUGUUGGGCAGGGAUCCUGAUCAUCCACACUGACCAGGCACUUUGCUUUCGGGAUAUCGACCUGACCUACCUUUUGAAGAUGACGGCUGCCAUGCCGGCUUGGGUCAAUGACAGUGAUAUCCAAGAGCAUGGUAUCAAGGACUCACCUGUGACUCCAGGAUCCGAGUUUACGGAUAUGACACUCAUUAAAUUCCAGGUCCAAUUAUUUCAGCUUUCCACUCAGAUCUGCUCACACAUCUCGAGUAAUGAAAGGUUCGAUGAGACGACCCUACUUCGAUACGAUACUGCAGUUGCCAAAGAACAAAAGGAAUGGGAUGCUAUAUACCUUGUCGACGGAAACAGAAGCAUCUUGAAUACAGAGGGUUACGUCCACUGGUGCACUCUCCAAACCUACGCGCAUCAACUGUAUCUUCUGCUGCACCGACCGUUCCAUAGUUCCCGCUCGAACCAUUUCCGUGCUGAAUCGCGAGAAAAGUGUAUAAGAUCUGGCUUAGCACUGCUUGACAUUCACCACCAGUUUUUUGAACUGCCUCGCAUGAAGUGUUAUCGAUGGCUUGUCAAGGGUGCCAUUAGUUGUAAUUCACUACACGGCGCCGUUGCACUGACGUCCUGUAUGCUUGAUAUGCCCGAUAGUUCAGAUUUAGCGGAACACAUCAAUGCCAUCGAUGCUGCUCUAACAAGAAUGGAGGCGUUGAAGAUGAAGAGCCCCGCUUGCUCGAAUGUCUAUCGCGUUCUUCGUUGCCUUCGAUCAUACCUCAAGAAGCGAGAGCCUGAGUUGACAGUCUUGCCGGAGGAUCUUGAACUCAGGUUUGAGGACUGGGCGAAUAAUGUUGACUGGUUUAGACCGGAUGCUAUUGAUUGGGCCGUCUGGGAUCAAUACAUAACACCCCAGAGCGAUUAUCCUGAAAACAUAAUGAGUUGA